Messenger RNA from Loxodonta africana (African savanna elephant), 4281 nucleotides. RefSeq names its product three prime repair exonuclease 2 (gene TREX2). The record is from RefSeq and is a predicted model, not a curated record. Lineage: Eukaryota; Metazoa; Chordata; Mammalia; Proboscidea; Elephantidae. Gene Ontology annotation, cellular component: cytoplasm. Gene Ontology annotation, biological process: DNA catabolic process. The transcript has 3 exons. Bases 365 to 1075 code for a protein of 236 amino acids. Gene Ontology annotation, molecular function: nucleic acid binding; 3'-5'-DNA exonuclease activity.
CCCCAGGCCAGGCCUGGCUGGGACGCUCUGGCCCCCCUAGCAUCCCCGUUCCUCCCCUCCCUGUCCCAGGAGGUACCUGCAUGCCAGGCCCAGCAGUCUCUGGGCCAACUCCGCUCCCACUCCACAGCCUCUGCUGGCCUCAAGGAGGGCUCCUCACACAUAGCCCCUCGACCCAGCCCUCCCUGCAGCACCUGUGGCGCCCUGGGGACAGCUGCUGGCACCUACUUGGGCCGCUGGGGGCGGGCCUCAGCCGCUGAUUAAAGGCCGCCUGGAGCAGCCUGCAGGAGACAGGUGCUCAGCAGCCAAGAAGCCAGCCGGUGCUCACCCCAGCUUUAGACCUCCCUAUCCCCUUGAGCACAUCGCCAUGUCUGAGGCACCCCGGGCUGAGACCUUUGUCUUCAUGGACCUGGAAGCCACCGGGCUUCCGAAUGUGGAUCCUGAGAUUGCUGAGAUAUCCCUGUUUGCCGUCCACCGCUCUUCACUGGAGAACCCACAGCUCGAUGAGGUGGGCACCCCUGUGCUGCCCCGGGUCCUGGACAAGCUCACCCUGUGCAUGAGCCCAGAGCACCCCUUCACUGCCAAGGCCAGCGAGAUCACAGGCCUGAGCAGUGAGGGCCUGGCACAGUGCCGGAAGGCCGGCUUUGAUGGUGCAGUGGUACGGACACUGCAGGCCUUCCUGAGCCGCCAGGAGGGCCCCCUCUGCCUUGUGGCCCAUAACGGCUUCGAUUACGACUUCCCCCUGCUUUGCACAGAGCUGCAACGCCUGGGUGCCCACCUGCCCCCAGACACUGUCUGCCUGGAUACACUGCCCGCACUUCGGGGCCUGGACCGUGCUCACAGCCACGGCACCCGCGCCCAGGGCCGCAAAGGCUAUAGCCUGGGCAGCCUCUUCCGCCGCUAUUUCCAGGCUGAGCCAAGCGCCGCCCACUCGGCUGAGGGCGAUGUGCACACGCUGCUCAUGGUCUUCCUACACCGCGCGGCUGAGCUGCUCACCUGGGCGGAUGAGCAGGCCCGCAGCUGGACCCACAUCGAGCCCAUGUACACCCCACCUGAGGUCCCGAGCCUCGAGGCCUAAGCAGCUGCCUGAAACACGAGAGCCAGCUGCCCACGCCUGGACCAGCUGACAAGCCCUUUGCAACCCCAGCCAGCCUCAAUACUUGACUCACUGGGUGGGUGACACCAAGUGGGUCCCAGUUCACUCGGCAGCCAUGCCCCUUACCUGGCUCUUCUGGCUGGGCCGCCCAGGCUUCCCCGGGUCCUAGAGCCCCACGCCUACCCCAUGCCCACUCCCCUGGCCGACCUGGGUGCUGGAACGUCUUGGCUGUGGCGCUAUGGGGCUCCUGCCUCUCGCCCUGUCUCAAUAAACAUCGCAACCGACACCCGCCUCACUUCCCCACUCUCCAGCAGCACCUCGUUGCUGCCCCCAUUGUAUCCUUGUGGUCAACUCAUGGCAGAGUGAGGAGACCACGGCCUGGGCAGUCCUGAGUCACAGCCACCCCCAGACUUGGGCCCACCAGUGGCUCCCCCAUGUCCUCAAGGUGGGCCCAAGUCUGUGCCCAGGGAGGAGAGGAGAGAGCUGCCUCUGGCUGGAGCACCAGCACACAGCUCCGCCCCAGCUUGUUGGCUCCACCCAGAAGGCCUGGCCCUCCCUGGAAAGCAGUGCAGCGGCCAGCAGCCCCGGGGUGCUCCUGAAAAAGGGAGUCCCCCACACACUCUGCAGGCACACACAUUACAGGGCCCUCAAAGGAGUGUCCCAUCAUACAGGGUGCUAUGGGGGCCUCCAGGCAAACAGAGGAGCAGAAGAGAGAUGGGCGGCUGCACAGGGAGGCCAGACCCAGGCGGGGGUCCACCCUGGGCCUCAUCUCCCUCCCAAGUGGCCCUGGCAGGCCUGGCUGGGCUGAGAGGCUGCUUGGGAGGUGGCAUCUCCUUGCCAGGUGGCUGGGACAGGCCUUCAGGAGCUGGGACUUAGCCCUGGUACCCCGCCCUGAGGUGCUGCCAGCCUCGUGGGAGGCAGACCGGGGAAGGAGGGGGUGGGGUGACCACUCCUGCAGACUGACUCUUGGCAAAGCCCCGAACCAGCUGGGCCCGUUCAGGGAACCCUAAGUAGGUCAAGAUGAUGAGAGCAGCUUAGAUGCGCAGGCUGGCGGAAGGGUGAGGGCCUGGGGCCACCACCCAUGCCAAGCAGGGGAGGGGCACUAUCUGGUUAUGUUUUUAAAUAUCUACCAGUCAGACUAUGUAGACAAUGGGUGGGGUGGCAGCCAAGGGCAGAAUGACAGAGUUGGGGGACAGAUGGGGGGCGCAAUGGCCCGCAGGUGGCUAGUUGGGGAGCUUGGCCAGAGCCCAGCUUCCCGAGGAGGGUUGCUUCAGUCCCCACCCUGGGAGAGUGCCCACCUGGCCAGGGCUGGCUGAGCAGGGAUGGGGCUUCAGGCCAGGACCCUCCACCAGACAGGAGCAGAAAGAGUGGGGGACACUCAAGAAUCAAGACUGCCAGUGCCACUCCAAUCCCUUCCUGCCUGUGUCUCAGUUCCCAGCAGGAACAAGUCUUUCUCAUCUGGCUGGUCAGAUCCAGGGCGGGAGCCUUGGCCAGCAUGUGAGGAGUUUGAAACCUUGGCCUGGCCGCCAAAUCGCUGGGUAGGUGACACCAACUGGGUCCCUUACCCCUUGGCCGCCAGGCUCAGACAGACAGGUGGACGGCCUCAACAGUCGAUCUGUGGCCUUUGGGCCCAGGUGCUGCUCCUCACCACUCCGGGCUCACCUGCCCCAUGGUGGCCUGACCUCUGGCACCUCCCUGAGUCCGUGCUCCAACUGGCCAGGCCAAGCACUUGGGUUCCACUCUGGGCAGACAGGCCGGGGCUUGUCCCACUGCUGAGGAAUGUUUAACACUCGCUUUGCAGGAAAAGAAAUGUGUGUCUUAAGUCAGUCUCUUCUGAGAUAUAAGAGAUUAAACAAGCGAGUAAUAGAAGCGGAGACGGGAAAAGAGAAGCUCAAAGAGACAAGGACUUUCCCUCAGAGUGCACAGAAAAAGAAAGCCUUCCCCUAAAGCCAGCACCCUGAAUUCAGACUUCAAGCCUCUUAGAAUAUGAAAAAAUAAAUUUCUGUUUGUUAAAGCCAUCCACUUGUGGUAGUCCUGUUAUAGCAACACUAGAUAACUAAGACAGUGUGUCUAACAGUUGGCUUGUGAAAUUCCUGAAAAUUUAAGACCUAUUCCCCAAAACCAAACCAACCCAUUGCUGUUGAGUCGAUUCUGACUCACAGCAACCCUACAGGAUAGAGUGGAACUGGCUAAAAUGAAAAGACAGCCCAUACCAAGUGUCGGCAAGAAUAUAUGACUGGUGGGAAAAUAAAAUGGUACCACCACUUGAGAACAGUUUGGCAGUAUCUUUAAAGUUAAACAUAUACCUACCAUAUCAUCCAACUAUCACACGUUUCCAGUCUUUACCCAAGAGAAACGAAUUCAUACGUCCACACAGAGACUCGGAACGGACUGUUCAGGCAGCUUUAUUCGCAUAAUAGCCCCGUGUGGUCCAGUACCCUGCAGACGCCUGCUCAGCCACAAAACGAAGUGAACUGUUGAUACCUGCAACGACCUGGAUGCGUCUCAGAGCAAUUCUGCUGAGUGAAGGGAGCCAGACACAGUAGAGCUGCAAUGUGUCCCUGACCUCCCUGGGCUCGUUCCUGGCUGGCCAGCUGCCUCUCAUCAAGAUGCGUUGCCAACUGACGGGCCACAUCAGGCCACGAGGGGCGUUGGCCAAUGGGGAGGCAGCCGUGAUUAUGAGAGCGUACCUGGGGGACAUAAAUCAACUGGAAAAGGAAUUAUUCAUGGAGAGGGACAGAUAAUAGAAUAAAAAGGCCAUGAGUAUUGCCAGUGUGUCUUUGUGCAGGAGGCGAUGUGACGAGGGCAAAGUCUGAAUCAGGCCGUGUGGAGCUGGAGCAGAAAGCUGGAGAGAUGAAAUGGGCUGCUCCACUUGCCGUUGUCCGGGCGGAAACAGCUGGAGGGUUGCAGGUUUUGUAAGUAAGGCCUGCCCCUGGUAAAGGAUCCAGGCAAUACCGCCAGCCUGCGGAGUUUCAUGGGAAGGCUCCUCCCCUGCAAGCGCUGUCAGCAUCACCGUGACCUGGUUUUCCGGCACCUCAGCCCAUGUACUCGUACAGUACAGUCCCCCACAUACCUCCACCUGCAGCCCCACAUACACACCCCCCACACAUACACCUCCCAUGCGUACGCCCCACCCCCCAAGCACCUCCGCACUCACACACGCACAUACACUCCCUACUCGCACCCAU